GGGCGUCUUCAACCAGCGGUGACUCAGAUGGAGCCAUGAGCCGCCCUGCUGUGCACAGACCUGCUCCAGCACCCUGAAACCAGCUGCACUGCAGGGAGCAGGGGAGGCAGAGUGCACGGGGCCACCAAGACACCCUGGGACGAGCACAGGGAGCAGCGACGCAGCAGCUGAGCCAGGCCAGGGAGGUUCCUGCAGCACACGGCAGAGCCUGCGGCGCGUGGCCCCGCUGCCGCCCGCACGAUGCCGGUCGAGGCGCUGCACGCCGGCGAUGCCAUGAAAGGGAUGGCGGCGAGGACCCCCUUCACCUCGGCCAUGCCCAUCCGCAUCCUCAACAAGGGACCCGAGUAUUUCCGACGGCGAGCUGAACCGGCUGCCCGAAAACCCAGCGCCGUGGAGAGGUUGGAGGCCGACAAGGCCAAGUACGUGAAGAGCCAGCAGGUCGCCAGUACCCGGCAGGAGCCGGUGAAGCCGCCGCUGCUCAAGCAGCCGCUCUUCGUGCCGGGCGUGCGCCGCGCCGUGCUCACCCCCAGCCGCAAGACGACGCCGGGACCGCGCUCGGCAGGCAGGGCCAAGACCUCGCUCAACCUGGAGAUCCUCAACCACCUCAUCAACGGCUGCGACAGCCCCAAAGCCGAGAGCCCGCGGGGCGGGGAGCGGCACGGCGCAGCGGAGGCGCUGAGCGCCGGUCGGGUCGGCAAGGCACCGGGGAGCCCCGCUGCUCCCAGACCCCCCGGGAGCGUGGCGGUGCGCAGGGUGGACGUGCGGCCCUGCGGGGCUCUGCCUCCCGCCGUGCCGGGAAUACGGGUGCCGUCGUCGCCCUCCCCUUGCAGACCGCCCGCGGCGCCGGCUCUGAGCUCACCCAACCGCCCCGAGAGCGCCCGCCGGCAGACCCUGCUGCACCGCUCCAAGUCGGACCUGAGCGACCGCUUCUCGCGGGCCACCGCCGACCUGGAGCGCUUCUUCAACUACUGCGGCCUCGACCCCGAGGAGGUGCAGGACAUGGGGGCCGAGCAUUUUGCCCGCGCCAGCUCCGACAUCGUGUCCGUCAAGUUUCACAGCGUCAGCACGGCCAGCUCGGAGGGCGGGCGCUCCCCCCGCAGCGCGGCCACUCCGGAGGGCCGCCCGGCUGAGCGCAUGCCGUAUGGCAUCUCAGUGGUGGAGCGCAACGCCCGCGUCAUCAAGUGGCUGUAUGGGCUGCGCCAGGCCCGCGAGCCCCAGCAGGUCUCCAACGUGUAGCCAGGCUGCUUGGCUGCAUGCGGUGCUGAUGCCCGGUGGGGAGGAAGCACCGUCCCGUGCCCCCCAGGAGGGCAGCGGGGCCAUUCCGGACCCCUGAACUGAGCCCGCUGUGCCUCGCACCCCGUCCUUGUGUGCUGCAGCUGCAGAGCGUGGAUGCUGCGCGUCCUCCUGGGGGGCGCCUUGCUUCCUGAUGGACUCAGCUCUGCAGGACCCCCACCAGCACCUCGGUACCCCUGAGCCCAAGGAGUGCAGAGGACACGGUUGCACCUGGCAGCGCGCUGCUGGCUGGGCUGCAGGUGCAUGGUACCUCCUUUGGGGUCCCAGCUCAGGGGUCUGCAUUAGCAUUGGGGUCUCCUCUUAGUGGCCACAGGUUGAGGCGCCGUGCCCCUGCAGCUUCAGCAGAAGGGACAGAAUCCUGGUGGUCCCCAUCAGAGUGCUGAGCGUCCUGGAGGGUUUGGGUGCUCUGCAGGGAGGGCAAAACCGAGCACUCCUUGGAGAAGCUCAAGUCUGUGUAUGUGUGUGUGCGUGUGUUUGUAUCCCCCUUUUUGUAUGCCAGUGAGAAAACCCUGGGCACAAUGUGCCCUCUUAUUUAUGAAGAAGGCUCUAUCGGUAUCUUCCUACUGUUUUUCCUGAUGUGUCAGCUGUAAUAAAGUGACAGUAAUGCAGUCGGUUUUAUUAAAUUUCAGUGCUUUGGA
Molecule: messenger RNA, 1931 nt
Organism: Gallus gallus (chicken)
Lineage: Eukaryota; Metazoa; Chordata; Aves; Galliformes; Phasianidae
Gene: FAM110A
Product: family with sequence similarity 110 member A
Exons: 2
Coding region: 241-1236 (331 amino acids)
Source: RefSeq, a predicted model, not a curated record